AUGGAUCGAGGUGCUGGAUCAGAAGAAAAUGAAAACAAGAUGCUCCUCGAACGUCUAUCAGUCCUAGUGAAAUACAUGUUUAAUCAAUCGUUCGAUAUUUCCGAAAUUAAAGAGGCCUUAUCAGCUUUAGACUUCUCAUGCAUGUUUUUUCACCAUUUAUUAGUAACAGAAAUGAAAUUAAUCCAAUUGUGCUUUAAUAAACUACAUAGAUACGGCAUAGAAUUCAAUAUUUUAGAACAAUAUUCUCGCUAUCCCGAAAUUUUACAGAAAUUCAUACAAGUUUCUUGCGAGUUCAUCGCAAUAAACAAAGUUUCGGACCGAAAUAAGCUGAUUGACGAAAUAAUGGAAUCAAUAUUUUUCCUAAUUCAAAAUUCCAAGCAGAAACAGCUAAAAUUCAAAGCGCCAUCAUUUGGAGAUGAAGUCAAAGAAAUCAAUCUCAAGCAAGAAGACAUACGAAACGCAAUAAAUUUUGAAAUUUCGAUUUUAAAUGGCUGUUUAAAGCGAUUAGUUAUAUCAUCGCAAAAAGUAAUCAUACUAGCAUCGACAAUACUAUCAUCCUGUGAUAAUAAUAUCCGGAUUAACUGUUUAGAUAUGUUAUCAAAUUAUUGUCCUCUCAAUAUCACUUCAUCUUUCGUAGAAAUACGUGCAAUUGAAAAGUUCUACUUCGAAAUCAUCAACAACAAUCUCCAAGAAUCAGAAUUAGAAAUUUUUGAUAAUUUAUUGACAAAAUGUUACAAAAACGCGAUCAGUAGGAUUCCAAACGACAUCAUCAUAUUACUUGGACGAGAAACAAUCAAUGUUAUCACGGAAAUCAAUGAAAACAAAUUCAAAAUAUUUAAUGAAAAUUUAUUAAACACUGUUUACAAGUUUAUCCAAUCAGAUCAAUCCAGUGCACAACUAAUAAGACAACUGAUCAUCAAGAAACUCUCAGUUUUCUAUGAUUCCGAAGAAUAUAUUAAUAUUUGUAAAAAUUUUGAAGAAAACGACACAGAAUUUGGUCAAAUCAUCAUCAAAGCCUAUGAAAACCAAUACAACAUCAUUCCUGCUCUAAUGAAGAUAACAAAUUAUAUUCCAAAUAAUGAUUUGAUCAAAAAAUCAUCAGGAACGACAUUCUACAAGAUUUUAUCAUUAUUAGAUAGUUUGGAAUCAAAUUUGGCUUCAAAACUCAAUAAUUAUUUAGAAACAAAUCCGCCAACUUUAGAAAAUUUAAGGUUAAUUUCAAAACACAUUCCUGCGCAAAUUCUUGAGAAAUACCAGGCCAAAGAUCUUCCUUAUAUAUUCAGCAACAACCCGCAGACACUGGAAAGUCUUAUCCAGAAAUGGAAUUUGUUUUCCGAUGUAAGAAUAAGAGAAAUUAUUCCUUUUAUGUCACUUUUGUUACAAAAAGCGAAAAAUAUUUCAGAAUUUGAUUUCAUGAAAAUCAAAGAAUAUUUCAACAGACUGGAUGAUGACUAUACAUUGUUUUUUAUACCAGAAUUUGUGGAUAUCUUGGAUUUGGUUUAUGACCAAAGUGAUCUCAAAAAACGUUACAAAAAUUUCAUUAAAAAUGUCAAAACCGCCAAAAUUCCACAAAUUACAAGUGACGGUUUUAUGAAUUCCAGAAUUUUGUCACCUCACUUUUUAUUACAUUUAAUAAAGCAGCUGAUAAUAAGUUUAGAGAAUUCUCAGGAGAAAGAUAUAGUUUAUACUGAAAGUUUUGCUAUUUCUUGUUUGCAAAGGAACCAGACGAAAUUAUGGAGUAUUUAUGAUUUAAAUAAAUACAAGAUCAGUUAUGAAUUAUAUUUAUUAUACAAAGAAGAAGAAAAAAUAAAUUCUGAACCGAGAACAUUUCGAUUAUUAACGAAAAUGAUCUUUAAUUUGCAGCAUAGAACUAAUCUAAGUAUAUUAGAAGAAAGUGUUAUACCUGUUUUAAUUCAGAAACAAGAUUUAAAUGACUUAAAGUUGUUUAUUAAAAAGAGUACAAGUCAAAAUGACGAAAUCUCUUUUACAAACAAAAUUAAUGAUAACAUGGCUGACAUUUUAUGUUAUUUGUUUAGUAAUUUCGAUAAACAUGAGAUAUCUAAUUGUUUAUCUUAUAUUACGAAAACAAUUUUGCCAGGAGAAAGAGCAAUGCAUCUAAUGGAAAUGUGUUUUCCUGAUUUCGCUUGUAAAAUGUUGUCACUUUUGGGAGAUUUUGACAAAAAAAUCGUUGAAAGAACUAAAUAUUCUAUUGACGUGAUGAUUAAAUCUAAAUUACCAAAGAGAGCGUUGAGAGAUAAAGAACAGAUCGAACACAUUUUCAUUUCAAAUGAAAUAAAAAUGAUGUACGGUUUUGGAAAAUAUAUAACUAAUGGCUCAUCAUCAAGAAAAAUUACAGCAAUUCGAAGCUUGACAGAAAUUGUCAAGUCAAUGUCGGAUUCUUUGAAUGUAGAAAGAUGUAGGAAUUUACUGACAAUGGUUAGUUUCUUGACAACAAAAGAUAAAUCGUGUAGACAAUAUUGUUAUGAAUUUUUGAACACGAUUUUGGAUUUGUUGCAUAAUAAUUCAAUUUUGUCAGAAAUUUUUGGUUUUAUCGUUUCCCAGUUAAUUCCAAACAUUUCUCAGUCACCUAAUGAAACUAAGCCGCUAUUGAAGAGAUUGAUUAUUGAUGAAUACAAUGUUGUUCAAAACUCUUUGUAUCAAAUCAGUUUUGUCAAAGAAAUUUCCGAAAUUCCUGAAAUUUCUGACAAAAUCAAACAAUCAAUUGAAUCAAUUCCGAGAUUAGAACUGAUAGAAAAACUGAUUGGCGUGUUAAAUGACGCAACACCAGCUCUACAAGUUCUAAUCAUCAACCAGUUGAUUGAUUUGUUCGAAGAAAAUUUGGAUUUCGUCAAGAAAAACUUGACAAAGAAAGAAGAUCUCUGUGUAAUGAUCUGGAAAAUUUUGCAAAACACAAAUAGAGAGGACUUACAGGCGUGUUGCGGACGGUUAUUGGCGGUUAUUUAUCCAAGUGAAGAAAUGAUGUCCAAUUUCCAUAUGAACUUGAGAACACAAAAGAACCAAAACACUAAUGUUAAUGUAGUUAUGAAGAAUAUUAUUACGGACUAUUUAAUUCCUGCUUAUGAAGAUGUUACUAUGUUUUCUGUUUUGGAUUCAAUUUCAUGCGCAAUACAAAAUUUGUUGAAUGAAUUAGGUUGUUCACUGCAAAACCAGAGCCAAAGGAAUAUGAGGUCGCCUGAGAAUUGGGACAUGUUUGAUAAGAAGACACAAAUGAUCAUCGACAAAUACAGAUCAUCAAGAUAUUUGUCAAAAGACGUUAGUACGAUAAAAACUCCCAUUUUCUCUCAAAACAUAAAACAUGAGCAAUGGUUGACUAAUUUCACAAUAAUGAGUUUGCAGAUUGACUUCGAAGAAAUCAUUCCUGAUCAAACAGAUAUCAAGAAAUCAACGAGAAGAACGAAAGACUCUGAUUACGAAGAUGAAUACAAAGAAAAAUCAAAAAGAAAGAAUUCGUUGGAAAGUUUAAGAAAAAUUUCUUUCAUUUUCAAGAGAAUUCCUUCUAUUUGUAACUACAUUUUACCUUUGAUUUGCUAUUGGCAGAAAUACAAUCCUAAGUUCCAAGAACUAUUUUCUCAAGAAUUUUUGUUGAUCCUUGAAAAUUUGAAACAAAAAACUGACAAAAAUUCAAAUAAAAGUGACGACACUGCCAUACAAUGCAUGCACACUAUUUUCACAGUUUUCGAUAACUGUUCUAAUCUCAGGAUCUUCCCCAACUGUGAGACAAUUCCAAACCAUGUUUAUUCCCUGAAUUUGGCUUCACAUCAACAACUUUACGAAGCCGCUUUUUUGAGCGGUUUGUUCACACAUUCAUUGAUUCAUUUAGAAGAGGCAAUAAGAGAAGAAAACAUCAAACCAUUGUCAGACGAUAGGAAACAAAACAUGCUAAAGGUCUACAAGCAUUUGAACGAACCAGAUGGUUUAAAUGCUUUGAGAUUGAUGUCAAGAAAUGUCACUUUUUCAGACGAUAACCAAUUAUUCAGUGAAGCUAAAAUCAUCAAUAAAAUGAACACUAAUUCCGAGAGGAUUCCGAAAAUGACGAUAAGUUAUCUAACAAAUCUUCUCAAAUGUGGUCGAUAUGAAAGAGCAUUGAAUGAUUCAUUGAUGUACAGAAACACAAUGAGAAUGGGAAGAAGAUUAGACGCUGUUAUCGCAAGAGCGGCAACAAGACUCUCAAAAUGGGAAGUCGUGUCACUUUUGUCAAAUGACACUUCACCUCACAAAAUGACAAAAGACGAUGACAUGACAGAUAUUGUUGAUAUAGGAAUUGCGAAUGCGUUGAGCACUUUAGACAAAAGACAAUUUGACAGAUUUGAAAAUAUAAUUGAAAAAAUGAGAAUUGAAUUGGCAAAUCCGUUACAACAGGACUCUAAUUUGUCUUUCGAAAGAAUGAUGCCAAAUUUGAUAAAUUAUUUGUUAAUCGAAGAAUUGUCACUUUUUGGAAAGUCACUUUUCCAAAAUUCUGUUGAUCUUGAGAAAACAAUGAAAUUGUUUAAUUCUAUUGAUGAAAGGUUGAUUUCUAUCGAUGAUAUCGAGAGAAUAACAGUAGUUAACUGCGCAAUGCUCGAAAUUUAUUACAAAAAUGAUUUUUAUUCUUCGCCAAAAAGUGACAAAAAUACACUUUUGAUGGAACAAUGGGUAAAAUUUGCCAGCGCAUGCAGAAAGAGCGGAGAAUUGCAGAGAAGUCAGUUCGCGUGUUGGAGAGCUUUCCAACUUGAAAAUAAUUCAAUAAGUACGAUAGAAACCGCCAAAAUUACAUGGUCACUUCACGACAAAACUCGAGCAGUUUCUCUUUUGAAUCCUGAUCUUCGUCAGAACAAAAUUUUUAAUUCUGAUGAAGAAAUCGGCAAAUUUACCUAUUUGAGAGCGAAAUGGAAUCAAGAAUUAGAUCAUUUACUUCCAGAUGAAUUGAUGAAACAAUAUCAAGAUGCAUCUAAACUUAUGAAGAAAAAUGGAAAGUGUUAUUAUCAAAUGGCAAAUUUAGCUGAUGAACGAUUAGAAAGUUAUUUAGAGUAUUUCGAGAAAAUCCAUUAUGGAACAUCGAUGCGAAGGAAUGCAGUUUCUAAAUUUGUUGGCACUAAUUCAAAUCCAGGUUCUAUUUUGGAAUUCCUGCAAAAGAAUACCGUUUUAGCAUUAGAAUGCUACAUGAAAUGUCUUUCUAAUUCACCAGAGUUGGCUCCUGAAGUCGUUCCUCGUGUCUUACAAAUUUAUUUCGAUCAAGGCAAAUUUUACACAUUGACUGAAAAAGACAAUUUACAAGAUUUGCCAUACGCUCUUUCAAAGAUUUCUCCUUCUAAAUUCGACAUAAUAUUGUCAGGAAUGACAGAAGUAUUCCAGAAAUGCCUUGAUAACGUGAACAACUCAGUUUGGCUGAACUCAAUCACACAGUUAAUUUCACGUGUUGAACAACCAACGAAAUUAGAAGACAAAUUAUACAAUUUGAUUCGAAAAUCUCUUUACGAUUUCCCAGAACAAACAUUCUGGCACUUGAUGUCAGUUAAACAUUCAUUGAUUGAAAGCCGCAAGAAGUGUUACAACGCUAUCUUCGAACAAAUUGAUAAAAACUUUCCAAACGACGAUGGCAAAAUUGACAAAAUCCAUUCCUUGAGUCGAAAAUUCGAGACAAUCACAGAUUUACUUGAACAAUUGGCAUCGAAAAGCAUGGGUUCAAGUAGGGCAAAAACAGGAGAAGCAAAAUCUCUUUGUCCAGACUUAUACAACGCGUUUAACAACUCAAACAUUUUGAUGCCAUUGUCAAGCACUUUAACAGUCAAAUCAUCACAAAACAAUCUUAGUUUUGAACCUAAAAUUUCACAGAUGCAGCAAGAAAUUGUUAUUUUCUCAAGUUUGCAACGUCCUAAAAAAAUUUCACUUCUAGGAAGCGAUGGCAACAAUUACCACUAUCUGUGCAAGAAUGAUGAUGAUCUUAGGAAAGACAUGCGAAUGAUGGAAUUCGCAACAUUCAUUAAUCGAACAUUUUCUAAUGAUCGACGAUGCCGAGACCGAAAUUUGUCAAUUGUCACAUUUGCAGUUAUUUGUUUGAAUGAAAAAUGUGGCAUCAUUGAAUGGGCUGAGAACACAUGUUCAUUCAAAUCCAUCCUUGACAAAUACAUGAAGCAAGGUAAGAUUGGAUUGAGUCGAUCCCAACUUUUAGAACUUUGUUGUGACAAAGAACAACAAAAAGAAAUUUCAGAAGCAACUAAAAACAAAAAACGACAGAAUUUUGUCAACAAAAUUUUGCCAUUUUAUCCACCACAGCUUCACAAAUGGUUCAUGCACCGAUUCUGCCAGCCACAGCGAUGGUUCCAGAGCAGACUGCAUUACGCACGAUCAACGGCAGUUUGGUCUAUGGUUGGAUACAUUGUUGGACUCGGUGAUCGACAUACAGAGAAUAUUUUGUUGAAUGAAAACACAGGUGGAGCUGUUCAUGUUGAUUUCUGCUGCAUGUUCGAUAAAGCGAAAACUCUUCCAGUUCCAGAGUGUGUUCCAUUCAGAUUGACACAGAAUGUUGUUGAUGGCUUCGGAGUUUUGGGCACAGAUGGCCCAUUCACAGAAUCAUCAGUUUGUUGUUUGACAGCAAUGCGAGACAAGAAACAGAAAUUGGUUUCAGUUCUUCAGACAUUCAUUCAUGACCCUCUUCUUGAGUGGAAACAGAAAGCUAUGUCAGAUAAGAGCAGAGAGUUCAAACAAAACAAAGACUCAAAUGAAGCCAAAAUGGUUUUGUACGAAGUUGACUGUCGAUUGAGUGGUUUGACAGAAGAUAAAAGUAGACCACAAAGUCCAGAAUGCGUUGUCAAGAACUUAAUCACUCAGGCAACAGAUAAUGAUAAUUUGGCCUUGAUGUACAUUGGCUGGACGCCCUAUAUUUAG
This is a messenger RNA of Trichomonas vaginalis G3, 6885 nucleotides long. Its product is annotated as ataxia telangiectasia mutated (ATM) -related family. The record is from RefSeq and is a predicted model, not a curated record. Gene Ontology annotation, biological process: telomere maintenance; protein phosphorylation; DNA damage checkpoint signaling. The transcript has a single exon. Gene Ontology annotation, molecular function: protein binding; protein serine/threonine kinase activity. NCBI's taxonomy places the organism in Eukaryota, Parabasalia, Trichomonadida, Trichomonadidae. Bases 1 to 6885 code for a protein of 2294 amino acids. Gene Ontology annotation, cellular component: nucleus.